GAAAGUGAAAGUGGCAUGGUUGAGUAUAAGAAGGAGAGGUUGAAACUCGGUUGAACAGAACAAGAGACAUCACUCUGACAAUCUCCAGGUCUUAAGAAUCAACACAGGAGGACUGCAACUUUUAAAUAAAUUAACAUGGGAGGAUCCUCAUCAAAAUCUACUGAACCAGAAUACUCGGCACCAAAACCUGCAGCGCAAGUUCAAAAACAAGAAUUAGACGAACCAUGGAGGAAGUUUGAAUGGGACAACAUAUCAGAACUGAAAAGGAAUCUAGAAGAAUUCACUCCAAGUGAUCCAAACGUUAAGGACAUCAAGAUUAUUGUUGCUGGUCAAAUUGGUGCAGGAAAGUCCAGCUUUAUAAACUCCAUCAAUAACGCUUUUCGAGGGCGGAUCACCUCAUCAGCGCUUGUUAAUGCAUCUUCUGGUGGUAGUACAAGUUUCACAACUAAACUGAAAGGACACCGUAUCAGAAGUGGAAAAGUUGCUUUGCCUAUUGUCUUCAAAGACAUAAUGGGUUUAGAACCUGAUGCAUUGGCUGGGUCUCAAGCAGAAGACAUCAUCAAUGCUUUAUUUGGCCAUGUGAAAGACGGAUAUGAAUUCAAGAAGAACCCACUCACUCGUGAGGAUCAACAUUAUACCAGUGAGCCCAGUCUCUCUGACCAGGCUUUCUGUCUGGUUUACGUCAUAGCUGCUGAUACUGUCCAGUUCACAGAUGACAAACUCAUUGACAAGUUGAAGAUCAUCCGUCACAGAAUAAGUGAAAGAGGGAUUCCUCAAGUGAUUGUCAUGACUAAAGUGGAUGAAGCAUGUCCUCUGGUGCAAAAACAUUUAAGAAAGGUCUACUACAGCAAGAAGAUCAAAGAGAAGAUGCAGAUGUGCAGUGAUAAAGUGGGUGUGCCAAUGAACUACAUCUUCCCAGUGAAGAACUACCAUGAUGAGAUUGACACUGAAGAUGAUAUUGAUAUUCUGAUUCUGAAAGCAUUGCAACAGAUUGUAAAUUUCGCUGAUGAUAGAUUGAUUGAGAACAGUGAUGACUGACAUAAAAACACAGUUAAUAAUGAUUUGUUAUCCUUGGUAUGCAAUCGCCUUUAUGUUUUCUAAAAUGUCAAUGUUUAUUACGUUUUUUUACUAAAAAUGCAAUCAAUUUUGGGCAUUAUAGUGAAUAAUUUGGACAUAUAGUAAAUGGUACAGUAUUUACAGUAUGUGCUUGUCAGUCAGAAUAUGCACUUUUGUUUUGAAAGACUUAAUGUAAUUCAAUAAAUUAAUAACAAAAAAAUCA
This is a messenger RNA of Triplophysa dalaica, 1279 nucleotides long. RefSeq names its product interferon-induced protein 44-like. NCBI's taxonomy places the organism in Eukaryota, Metazoa, Chordata, Actinopteri, Cypriniformes, Nemacheilidae. The coding region runs from base 136 to 1038 and encodes 300 amino acids. The transcript is spliced from 8 exons. The record is from RefSeq and is a predicted model, not a curated record.